Phytomonas sp. EM1 is the source of this 955-nucleotide messenger RNA. Lineage: Eukaryota; Euglenozoa; Kinetoplastea; Trypanosomatida; Trypanosomatidae. The record is from the annotation of a GenBank genome assembly.
AUGUUGCAUCAUUACUCAUAUGCAAUGGUAUCGUUGGAGCUUUUUUCGCUUUUGCAGAAUUUUGCACUAUACUCUUUACCCUUUCCCUAUGCUUCAGUUGAUCGACUUCCUUGUGUUGAUGUUUUUUUUUGGGCUCUCCAAAUGUUGGGUCCGUUAAUUGUUGUAAAGGCUCGUGACACAUUAGGUCUCUUCAAGACUGGAGUCAGAGAAAGCAGAAUACUUUGUCUGGAUUUGACAGGUGAUUUCAUCUCAAUUGCUCCGUGCACGCUAUGUACACACAUCAAAAACGUUGUUAUUCUUCCGUCCUAUCAAUGAUAUGACGUAUUAAAGGUCUGCUCUACAGGAUGAAUGUGUCAGGCUAUUUAUUGGCUACAUCAAGGGAUUCUGUAGCGUCAUUGGAAUGCAUUUUCACGAAGACGAUUGUUUGCAUCGUUCAAGGAGCCACAGUCUGGAGUAGAAGGCUUAAUUUCAAAACCUGAAUUCACUUCAACGAUGCAUCGCUCGAGUUUCACUCCCGCGACGUUUACCAGAGCCUGAUUUAACUACGAAACUCAAGGUUCUAUCGGUCGAGGUGGAAAUGGUAGCAUGAAGGCUGCGUUUUUCCUUUUAGCUUUUUCUAGCGCCACGCCUCAUUGCAUCUCGGAUGCGAACCGUGAAGAAUUUAUCUGUGAAAAUGAAUAAAGUGGUUUCUUGCAUAAAAACACAUACAUACACCCACCCUCAAUUCAAGCUUAUCUCAGACAAUGACUUCUUAGCUGGCACUAGCGGAACAAUUGGUUGAUUCACGCAUCUUUGAGGUACUAUUAUUUCCAGAAAAGUGUCUUUUUGGUUGCCACAAUCGAUCCAACAGUGUUUCACAUUUCUUCUUACUAAAUAAAAAUAUUUAUCUAUGUGCAUGUGAAGCAUGGCUUUCAUGCUUUGGUAUGGUAGCAUUCGCUCUGAGCUGAGCAAUUAA